Messenger RNA from Cucurbita pepo subsp. pepo (vegetable marrow), 1641 nucleotides. Lineage: Eukaryota; Viridiplantae; Streptophyta; Magnoliopsida; Cucurbitales; Cucurbitaceae. The record is from RefSeq and is a predicted model, not a curated record.
CCAACCGCUGUUCCCGCGCUUUCACAAAACAGCCAUUGAAAACCUGCACUAAGAUUAGCUCAUCAAUCUGCCCUCUCCAUUCGAAUUUCUAUUCCUCCUUCUCUGUAAAUUCAUCCUAAAUUCAUUCUUCUCUCAAGCAACCAGGUUUUGAUUGACUGGACUCCGGCUCCGAUUCCCUCCCCCUUUUCCUCACCGGUCCCUGUCGAUCAAAACCUGCCGAUUUCCCCCAUUUUCACUUACCUGUAGCUUUCAGAUUCUUUCGACGAAGGUGUAGGAUUAUCGAUUAUCGUGGUUGGAGUUUUUUUUUCUUUUUCAUUCUCUCGCGAUCGGGUAGUUAAGUUUUCAGUUUAUAUAGCUAAUUGGAACAAUGGGCACCUCUGUCAAGGGCAACUCUGUAAAGGGCCUCUUAAAAGGACUAAGAUACAUUUCACAGAUUUUCGAUGAAAAGGAACAGGAAAUGCAGAUUGGGCUUCCCACUGACGUUAAACAUGUUGCUCAUAUUGGAUGGGAUGGUCCAUCUGGUAAUCAAAAUAAUCCUGGCUGGAUGAACGAGUUCAAAUCUUCGCCACAAGACUCAGGGGAUUUGGUGAAUACUAGUGGGGAACUCCCCAGCAAAGAGUCUGGAGAGAUAGAUGUGCAAAAGGCAAAUCGAUCUCGAAAGUCAAAAUCGCAAACAUCAUCAGACACGUCUUUAGACUCUUCUUCUGCUCGGCGACACUCUGAGAAAGGUUCUAGGCGACAACGCUCAUCCUGCCCUUCAGGCGAAUCUGCUGCAGAAGGUAGUAAUCGAAGCUCACGACGUCAUCGUAGUUCGAAUCAAGGGGGUUCAUCAAGCUCAGAAAAUCCUGCCCCAAAACACUCACAUCGGAGGAAAUCUAAGGGGUCAUCUGACGGGGGUGAAUCAACAAAAUCCUCUAGAUCAAGGGAGAAUAACUCUUUAACAGACAUACCAACCCCAGUGUUGGAAGCAGUUGAUGAAGAACAGGGGUGAGCAGAAAUUCCAGACAAGGAACUAAACGGCAUUCUAGUCGAGCUGGGUGCUUCAGAUGGAUUCUCCUUGCCCGUAUAUGAACAUAAUUUUGUUGCCUUGGAGAUGAUAUGAAUCAUAUGACUUUAGCUUCAGUCAUCAGUUAUAAUUUUAUCACCAACAAAGUUGUCUGUGUAAACAUGUAACCAACAGUCAUUCUUCAAACGAUGACCCACACGUAAUCUGAAGCUUGAAUUUAUAUAUUCAGCGCCCCUUUUCAAUGCAGUGGUAUGAUCCUCAUAAAUCACUGAUUGACAGAACCAUUGUAGUCACAAAUAACAGCACUUAGAUAGAGCUUAUUGUUGCACUGUCAGUCUUGCAUAUUUGUGUAGCAUUUGGAACAUUUCAUUUCUCGGGUAAUACAAAUCUCUUAUAUCACCUAGAAAAUUCUCCAACUGCCUCCCUUAAACCACUGUUCCAUCCAUGUCUAACAAGGAUGCCAUAGAAGCUUUCGGGUGUUCAGAGAGCCUUUUAAGCUGUCAAGGCUCAUAAGAGCCUGCAGUGGAUUUGGAUUUAAGUUGUUAGGAGGGAAUCCACGGGAUGAUCAUAGGUUUAUAAGCAAGGAACACUAUCUCUAUUGGUAUGAAACCUUUUAGGAAAAUCAAAAGCAAAGC